Messenger RNA from Sardina pilchardus (European sardine), 1875 nucleotides. Its product is annotated as sodium/hydrogen exchanger 9B2. The coding region runs from base 135 to 1601 and encodes 488 amino acids. The transcript is spliced from 12 exons. The record is from RefSeq and is a predicted model, not a curated record. Gene Ontology annotation, molecular function: antiporter activity. Gene Ontology annotation, biological process: proton transmembrane transport. Gene Ontology annotation, cellular component: membrane. Lineage: Eukaryota; Metazoa; Chordata; Actinopteri; Clupeiformes; Clupeidae.
CACACACACACACACACAGACAUACACAUACACAUACACAUUCAAAGAGAAAUAGACAGAGAGAGAGAGAGAAGCUCUAAUCCACAUGUGAGAGCAAACUGACCUCCGUAGCUGCUGCUUGGAGGAGAUUAAAGAUGAGUGAGUCAAGCUCAACCAGCUGCUGCUCAAGACUGAGGUCCUGCCCUAAGCCCAGAGGAUUUGUGUCCACUGUCAUCACCAAAGCGGUGAUGGGGGCUCUGGUGUUCGGAGUGGUCUGGUCCAUCACAGGUGCGGAGUGCCUGCCGGGGAAGAACCUGUUUGGUCUGGUCAUUCUGUUCCUGUGUGCGGUGAGUGGGGGCAAACUGGUGGGCCUCGUCCAGUUCCCAAACCUGCCCCCACUCCCACCACUGCUGGGUAUGUUACUGGCAGGUUUGGUCUUGAGGAAUGUUCCAUAUGUAACGGACGCAGUUCAUAUUGAGCAAACAUGGUCAUCUGCAUUGAGGAACAUCGCCUUGGCUAUUAUACUGACCCGUGCUGGCCUUGGACUCAACCCUGAUGCCUUACGUCGUUUAAAGGGAGUGUGUGUGAGAGUAGCUGUGGGACCCUGUACUAUUGAAGCUUGUACAGUUGCUGUGGUUUCUCACUUCCUCUUGGAGUUACCAUGGAUAUGGGGCUUCAUCCUGGGGUUUGUGCUGGCAGCAGUAUCUCCUGCAGUGGUGGUUCCCUCUAUGCUGUUGCUGCAGAAGGAGGGCUUCGGGGUACAGAAGGGUAUCCCCACACUACUCAUGGCUGCCGGCAGCUUUGACGACAUCCUGGCCAUCACCGGCUUCUCUACGUGCCUGGGCAUGGCAUUUGGCACAGGAUCCACCUGGUAUAACUUGGUGAAGGGGCUUCUGGAGGUGGUAGGGGGAAUAGUGGCUGGACUUCUGCUGGGACUCUUCAUCCAUUUCUUCCCCAGCGACGACCAGGCGGAGCUGGUGCAGCGGCGCUCCUACCUGCUGAUAGCCCUGUCUGUGUUCUCCGUGUUUGGGUGCCGGGCGGUGGGCUUCGCUGGGGCCGGCGGCCUCUCCACACUGGUGCUCGCCUUCCUCGCUGGACUCAGCUGGGGCUCCGCAAAGGUCCCAGUUGCUGCUGUGCUGGGGGUGGCCUGGGACAUCUUUCAGCCCCUCCUGUUUGGCCUGAUCGGAUCAGAGAUCAUCAUCUCCACCCUGAACCCCAGCACUGUGGGGCUGGGAGUUGCGGCGCUAAUUGUGGGUCUUGUGGUUAGGGUGUGUGUGACAUACCUCUGUGUGCUGUUUGCCGGCUUCAACCUAAAGGAGAAAAUCUUCAUCUCGCUCGCCUGGAUGCCCAAAGCCACAGUGCAGGCUGCUAUUGGCUCCACAGCUCUUGACCUGGCGCGAGCGGAGGGUGAUGUGGUGCUGGAGGGGUACGGGCUGCAGGUGCUGACCGUAGCGGUGCUGGCCAUCCUCAUCACUGCCCCCAUUGGGGCGGUGGCCAUCGGCCUCGCCGGGCCUAGACUGCUGCAGAGGUACACCACCAUGCCUGACGAGCAGACAGAGAAACCAGAAGCAUCUGCAGCUCCUGAUGGCAAAGACAACACAACCUUUGAAAGCAAACUAUAGAAGUUUAGAAGAGAGAGAGAGAGAGAGAGAGAGAGAGAGAGAGAGAGCGCUGAUGGAGGGUGCUAUGAAUAUUUAUAUUGUGACUUUCCCUGAAUUCACUAUAUCUGUAAUGAUCAAGAAAUCCAUCUGGAUUCCGUCUGAAAGCUAAGUUAUAUUCAUAUAGUCACAUAGACACUCUUGUGACAAUUUUCCUCAAACAACUUACAAUAUUUGAAAGACAUCUGAAACAUUACUUUUGAUAAAUGCUCUGAUUAAAGAACGCAAAAUAUUGUUG